Molecule: messenger RNA, 1243 nt
Organism: Ipomoea triloba (trilobed morning glory)
Lineage: Eukaryota; Viridiplantae; Streptophyta; Magnoliopsida; Solanales; Convolvulaceae
Exons: 4
Coding region: 205-1041 (278 amino acids)
Biological process (GO): mitotic sister chromatid cohesion
Cellular component (GO): NatA complex; cytoplasm
Molecular function (GO): N-acetyltransferase activity
Source: RefSeq, a predicted model, not a curated record
GGUCUCAAUCAGCACCGCAGAAUUUCAAUCAUGUCUUAUUAUAGCUUUGUAGAAAUUGGUAAAUUCUCCCAAUUUAGAUUGAGUGAGGGAGCUUAGCUUCAAAUCUUCUAUGUUAUUGCCAUUUCUUUCAAAAAGCGAAUAAGCACCCAGAAAGAAUAGUUUCUUCUUCUUCUUCUUGGAUGCAAGAACAGCUCCAAGGAGAAGAUGAAUGCUCAUUACUGUCAAACAAAUCAUCAUCGAAGUCUUUCCAAACAAUUCUCAAGAAAUUUCAUACCAGUUAGCCACAAAAAAGCCAUUGGGUCUUCAAGAAAAGUUGGAAACAAAGGGCAGAAUUACCCCAUGAAAUGUUGCAGCUCUUCAAUCUCACAGCCACCAUUACAGCAAGCAGGAGAAGAGGUGGAGCUGAAGCUUCAUCAUCUCCACAAAGAAAAUUUUGGGUUUUUGGUGAGAGAUGAGUAUGGAUGGCAGGUGAGAAGAAUGGGUGACAGUGAGGAUGAGAUGAAGAAAGUGGCUAGAGUUCAAGCUGAAGCAUUUCAUGAACCAGUCUUGCUCUUCAAUGAUUUGUUCUUUGAAUUUUUCCAGGCUGAAGUGCUUGCUGGACUUAUUCAUAGAGUGAGGAACUCUCCACCAGACAGGUAUGCAUGUUUGGUGGCGGAGGCAUCGAAGGAAGGCAGUGAGUUUAAGGAAGUGGUUGGGGUAGUUGAUGCAACUGUGUAUAGAGACAAUGAUGUUCUCCGACACCUCCCAGCUGAUGCAGAUGAAUAUCUCUACAUUUCUGGGAUUGCCGUCUUGCACAAAUUCAGGAGGCAAAAGGUAGCAACGGCCUUGCUAAAAGCAUGUGAGAUGGUAGCUAAUCUAUGGGAGUUGGAGUAUCUUGUGUUGAGGGCUUAUGAGGAUGACUGGGGAGCUCGGAAGCUAUAUAGUAAUGCAGGAUACAGAGUUGUGUCAACAGACCCUCCAUGGACCUCCUCUUGGAUUGGUCGAAGAAGACGAGUCCUCAUGAUCAAAACCCCCAAACAUCAUCUUUAUACAAAAUAUUAGAAUCACAAAAAAAAGAAAAAUAUUUGAUACACCAUCAGUAUAUAAACAUGUUAAUCGAGAUAUGGUUCUAGCUAGGUAUGAUAUGAUCCUUGUACUGAGCAGGUUUAAGUCAUAACAAGUCGAGUUGUGUCAAGCUUGUGGGCUUGCGGUUUACCGUUUAUUCUAUGAUUAAUUCUUUUCAGUCCUCUAAUUCAGAACUUAA